Messenger RNA from Papaver somniferum (opium poppy), 3734 nucleotides. Its product is annotated as ubiquitin carboxyl-terminal hydrolase 18-like. Gene Ontology annotation, biological process: protein deubiquitination. Gene Ontology annotation, cellular component: cytosol; nucleus. The transcript has 11 exons. The record is from RefSeq and is a predicted model, not a curated record. Gene Ontology annotation, molecular function: cysteine-type endopeptidase activity; cysteine-type deubiquitinase activity. Lineage: Eukaryota; Viridiplantae; Streptophyta; Magnoliopsida; Ranunculales; Papaveraceae. The coding region runs from base 215 to 3166 and encodes 983 amino acids.
AACAGAGGAACAAAAUAAUACCGAAACUCAAAACAAAACACAAUUUCUUGCUAGAGAGAGGAAAUAUAUUUAUAGUAACUUGUGAUGUUUUAGAGAGAAGAUUUUUUUUGGAUGAGUUUCUAAAUUAAUGUAUUGUUGAGUCUGUAAAAUUCAUUCUUCUUUCCAUGAAAAACCCUAGAAAUUUGCAUAAUAAUUUAAGGAGAAAGUGGUGUAGAUGCACAUCUCUGGUUAUAUACCUGUCGAUCUAUAUUCUUUUAUUCAAUUUCUAUUUACAAUUCUCAUUAUUCUCCUUGGAUUACUUCACUUAGUAAAAAAUACAGCCAAAAAAUAUUUCUUCGUCGACGCUACUUUCGACGAAGAAGUUGUAGAAGAAGAAGAUAAACAACAUAAUCAUACUCAAGAUACCAUUAUGAUUACUGCUGAAAAAUUCUCCUGUGCUUCUUGUGGAACUCAUGCAACCAAGUCGUGUAAUGGUUGUAAAGCUGUGAGAUAUUGCUCACCAAUUUGCCAAAGAAAGCAUUGGGGAAGUGGUCACAAGUACAAGUGUAAUGAUUUCAAGCAAAGGAAUCUAAAUUGGACAUCAAUCUUCAGCCAAAAAGGAAAGGCUUUUGGUUCUGGGGAUACAUCUAGCGCUGUUCUUCAAAGAACUAAAAAAGUUCUUUUCCCUUAUGAAGAGUUUGUAAAGCUUUUCAACUCGGACAAGCAAGGAUCCCCUCCUUGUGGACUUCUCAAUUGCGGAAACAGUUGCUUUGCUAAUGUGGUUCUACAAUGUCUAUCUUGCACACGGCCACUUGUUGCAUACUUGUUAGAGAAAGGGCAUCGCGAACAGUGCAGACGGAAUGACUGGUGCUUCAUGUGUGAGCUUCAAGUCCAUGUUGAAAGAGCACUAGAAAGUUCAUAUCCCUUUUCUCCAAUAAAUAUUCUUUCUCGGUUACCAAAUAUUGGAGGCAAUCUUGGCUAUGGAAAACAGGAGGAUGCACAUGAGUUCAUGAGGUUUGCAAUUGAUACAAUGCAGUCCGUAUGUCUUGAUGAAUUUGGUGGGGAGAAAGCCCUCCAUCCUAGCUCUUUAGAGACAACCCUUAUUCAGCACAUUUUUGGUGGUCAGCUCCAAUCACAGGUUACAUGUGCUGAAUGCAAUAAGAUCUCAAACCGGAACGAAAAUAUGAUGGAUUUAACUGUUGAAAUUCAAGGGGAAGCAUCAUCAUUGGAGGAUUGCCUGGAUCAGUUCACUGUCAAAGAGCGGCUUGAUGGGGAGAAUUUGUAUAAAUGUGAUGGGUGUGAGGACUAUGUGAAGGCCUGGAAGCGUCUCAGCAUCUGUCAAGCUCCGAAUAUCCUCACCAUUGCCCUUAAAAGAUUUCAGAGUGGGAGAUUUGGAAAACUGAACAAAAGAGUAACUUUCCCGGAGACGUUAGAUCUGGACCCGUACAUGAGCGAGGCAGGAAAUGGGAAUAAUUUGUAUCAUCUGUAUGCUGUUGUUGUGCAUGUGGACAUGCUGAACGCGUCAUUUUUCGGCCACUACAUUUGCUAUACCAAAGAUUUUGAUGGAAAUUGGUACAGGAUAGAUGAUUGCAAGGUCCUUCGUGUUGAAUUGGAAGAAGUACUAUCCCAGGGAGCUUAUAUGCUCUUGUAUAGCAGGAAUGGGGCUCGAUCAGAUUGUGUUAAGCACUUAAAACCUUCGACGGAGGAGCAGCAAGCAGUUGAUGUUGCGAAAGACGUACAGGGGUGCUCGGAGGAACCAGUUGGAUCGUCCGCCAUUGCUGAAUCUAUUGAUUUUCUCGAGACUUCUACAAGCAAAUCAUAUGAUAUCAUAUGCAAACCUGAAGAGGACUUGAAACUUCCAAUGGAGGAGGAUCAGCAAAGAGUUUAUGUUACAAAAGAACUGCAGGAGUGCUCAGACAAACCACUUGAAUUCUGCAGCAUUGGUGAAUCUAUUCCGUUUGAGACUUCUAUGAGCCAGUCAUGCAAUACUAAGUGGCACCCCGGAGACGACUUGAAACCUUCAAUAGAGGACGAUCAGCAAGCAAUUUAUGCUGCGAAAGAAGUGCAGGAGUGCUUAGACAAUACAGUGGAAUCCUGCGGCACUACUGAGUCUAUUGAUCUGUUUGAGACAUCUACGAGAAAAUCAUUUGAUAUUCUUCGCCAACCUGGAGCAGACUCUGCUUCUACAGUUGACCCUGCGAAUGAUAUGAAGUUAGAUGUUGAUUGCGUUAAAGCUGAUUUGAGAGACCCAAAUAACAGUCAACAGGAUAUAAAUUUUGCUAGUACCGAGUCAAAUUACUGUCGGAGUUCUCAAACAGCUGAAACUUCAUCUGCUUCUUCCAGUAAUGUGUUUGUCCCAACUGAGCGAUUUCAAGGAACUAAUCCUGAAGCAGGGUGCAGUUUUAGGGAGGGAAUCACAGCAAUGAGUGGUUGCAGUAUAGAAGAGGUCACUUCAUCAAAAUGUUCAGUUGGAGGCUCUUUGCCAGGUGAGGAUGGUUUCCAUCACAUUAAUGAUGCAUCUUAUGCUGUUCCUAUCACUGACUACAUUUUCACUAGAGAAACCCUAGACGUGGAUAAUCCUGCUAGUUGUCCAAGAUACCAAAACACCAAUUUGGAGAAUUCGGAAAAAAAUCCAUCCAUCAGUGUUCCUGUUUCAUCCAAGAGAAUUGAAGUCAAAGUUUUAGAACCUGCUGGAGAUAACAACCCUUGUGGAGUGAAGCGGAAGCCCUUGUUUGCUCGUGGUUUUCUUGACAAGAACAACAGGUGUAGGUCACAAAAUGGAAAAGGGAAAACCAAGAUGGGAUCUAGCGAAGUUGGUCUCUCAUGCAAGGUCAAGAGCUACUCCAAUGGAUUUGCUAAAACUCCUGGUAUUCUUUAUCAAAAUGGUACUAUUGAGUGUAGUAACCCAAAUGAUUCAAAUUGUAAUCCAUUAAAAUCCAGUUUUGUUGAGGAAAAUCCCAAGAAGAUGGUCCCAGGUAUCGUGGCAAAUGGAGAUUGCAAUGGUGAGAGUUAUCACCUGACUGAUUUUAUGGACAAUGAAGCUCCUCCAGUUUCGGCUAUCUCUGAUAUGAAUUCCUCAUCUGAGUCUCAAAAUAUGGAGUGUGAAGUGUCGAGCAGUAAAUCGGACAUGCAGUGUGAUUUUGGGGAUAGAAAUAGAACAUCAGCAGUAGUAAGGAAUAUCUGUUGAUUUUCGCUAGACCGUACUUUCUCUCACUCACUAACUUUUGCUUAUGAUGACGAAAUGGUAAAUAUUGAUCGAAGAAGACCAAAGACAAAGAACAUUUGUUUGAUGACUGUAGCGGCGCUCAUCUUAUUCUUGAUUUUGGAAGGAAAAGGCAUCCGGGGUGACAAAAAUGCAGAUACUCGCCUUGUUUUUUUUCCUGGUGAUUUGGGUGCCUUAUAAGUUACAACUACGAAUAUAAUAAUUGAUUAAAUUUCCCCCCUAUUCCGAAUGGUAGCCCUCUUUUCAUGGUGCCCAUCCGUUAGAAGAUGGUGUUGGUUUAUGGUGUGGAAUCAUUUGUAGAAAAAACCUCAAAUGCCUUUCCUUCUGUGCCAUGUUAGGUUUACCGCUGUCCAUUCUUGAAGUCAUAAUAGACACAAUUUGUAGUGUCUCGUAAACUUCUUGAUGAUUUUUGUUUCUGCCUAGACUCAUUGUUGCUAUUGUUUAUCCACGCUAGAGUGGAUGUGGGAUCUUACAGCCAUCUUUUAACAUCUUAACCAAACUGAAUCUACUCUAUUUCAUGAUUCCCCGUAUA